Molecule: messenger RNA, 670 nt
Organism: Impatiens glandulifera
Lineage: Eukaryota; Viridiplantae; Streptophyta; Magnoliopsida; Ericales; Balsaminaceae
Exons: 3
Coding region: 35-631 (198 amino acids)
Source: RefSeq, a predicted model, not a curated record
AAUUAAUAAGAGUAAAAAAUAUCACAAUUUGAACAUGGCGAAAUCGCAGGCGACCAAAUCGCCGUCGUCUGGUUCAAACGCAGCUUCAUGCGUUGUGGCUACAAUCUUCUUAAUCUUCGUGAUCAUCAUAGUACUGAUAAUCUUCUUCACAAUAUUCAAACCUAAGAAUCCUGAAAUCUCCGUUAACGCCGUCCAACUUCCCGUCUUCUCCUUGGUUAACGGCACCGUUACUUUCACUUUCUCUCAGUACGUCUCCGUCAAGAACCCUAAUUUGGAUGUCUUCACUCACUACGACAGUUCUUUUCAGAUCCUCUACGCCGGCGUUCAAGUCGGCGUUCUUUUUGUUCCCGCCGGGAGAAUAGAAGCCGGUCGGAGUCAGCUCUUCACGGCAACCUUUUCCGUCAGAUCAUUUGCAAUUGGGGGAAGAGAUUCAACCGUGGAGAUUGGGCCCAAGUUAACAAAUGGUUUGGUUGGAUCUAGGAUCGGGCCGGGUAUGGAGAUUGACUCGAGAUUGGAAAUGUCGGGUCUGGUUAGGCUAUUGCAUUUCUUCUCUCAUCAUGUUGAGGCUAAGUCCGAUUGUAGGAUUGGAAUCUCUGUUAGUGACGGUUCUAUAAUGGGAUUUCGUUGCUAAAAAGUUAAUUUGAUUAAAAACAUUAUUAUUUAGAAUUAU